AUGGGUCGCGAAGACCAGAUUGAGGAGCGUGAAGUGCUCGAUUCAAUCUUUCCCGAUGAAAUUACCGACAUAUCUGAAACGUCGUAUCGAGUAUCCAUAACACUCGAUGCUCUCGAAUAUGAAGGCGACGAAACGGAACAACCGGUGAUAUGCUUGGAAGUCUCCUACCCUGAAGACUACCCCGAUGUUGGCCCGAAUCUCAGCAUUUCCUCUCCACCUAAUGCCCCGAAGCAUGAUCGGUUAGAUGUCCAGGAAGACCGGGACCUACUGAUGGAGUCUCUUCAGCCCACUAUCGAAGAGAAUCUGGGUAUGCCGAUGAUAUUCACACUGGUCAGCGCACUCAAGGAAAGCGCAGAGCAGCUUAUGAUCGAGCGAGCAGCGGCCAUUCAAGCCGAGAAGGACCAAGUUGCCGCGAAGAGAGAGGAGGAGGAAAAUCGAAAAUUCCAUGGUACACCAGUCACUGUCGAGUCAUUCCUGGAGUGGAGUGCCAAGUUUAAAAAGGAACAGGAGGAGGAGGAACUUCGGGCACGGGAAGAAAAGGAAUCAGAGGACAAGAAGAAGAAGACCGUCAAAGAAGAGAAAAAGCUCACAGGCCGACAAUUGUGGGAGAAGGGCUUGGCCAAGGGUGAUUAUGACGAGGAAGAGGAUGAUGCCUUGCCGCCUGUGGAGAAGCUCAAAGUUGCUGCAUGA
This is a messenger RNA of Penicillium coprophilum, 690 nucleotides long. Its product is annotated as RWD domain-containing protein. Gene Ontology annotation, biological process: cytoplasmic translation. Lineage: Eukaryota; Fungi; Ascomycota; Eurotiomycetes; Eurotiales; Aspergillaceae. The record is from RefSeq and is a predicted model, not a curated record. The transcript has 2 exons. Gene Ontology annotation, molecular function: protein binding. The coding region runs from base 1 to 690 and encodes 229 amino acids.